AUGACCGCAGUUGAUCUAGAAAGAAACGAUUCAGAUAAAAACAGUAGAGGAAACGACUCUGGAAUAGAGGAAAAAGAUUCAUUCCGAAGUGAGAGAGAAGUGACAACAGACUAUAAGGCGCGAAACAUGGAUGACGAAGUGUUUGAUAGUGAUGGAUCGGAGAUUCCAGUUCCGGCCAAAGUACAGGAAGUAGAAGUUCAGAUAGAAGAAAUCUCGAGACAGAAGCAAUUGCCAUCAGUGACGUCAUAUCCGAGAAGUUCUUAUGACGAAGAUGAUGAUACAGUUCUUCUAAGACGGAAAUCUAGUUCUACAGUGGCAGCGGCAGCGUUUAUUAACCCAACUUAUGAUGGUGACGAGCCGGAUGUUUCAGGUGGAACAUACAGAAGCGCUGAUGGCAUUCCAAUGACGGAACUGUGAGUUUUACUGGAAGCUGCAUCAACAAAGUGUUAAUAAUUACCAAAAAAUAUGUACAAAUAGUUAACAGUUUUAUAUCAUUUAAGUAAAUAUGUUGCUAAUUUGACUAAUAUGAUGACAUUUUCUGCUUUUGGUCAUGAUAACGUUUAGAACUUCAAAUCAUGAUAAAAUAUUGAGAAAAUAUUGAGAUAAUAAUGAGAUAAUAAUGAGAUAAUGUCAAUAUAUAGUAAACUACCAGACUUUGAAUAUGGUAUUGUGUACUGGUGGGAAGUCUAGUCAGCUGUAUGGUAUGAUAAAGUAAUAAGUAGGCACUAUCUGUGUCUCUAUAUAGUUAUAAUAAAUAUAUGACAAUAUAUACGUGAUAUUGCACGUGUUAAUGGAUGUUUUUAUCGGUCUCUUUAAAGAUAAAAACUAUUCGUUAAAUAGCACGAGGGGUUUAUAUUCAGUAUGAAAAAAUGGCACAAGCAAGUCUUCUGGGGGUUUGUUCUUCUUUCAAAAUGUGCUAGAAGUGUUAAUCAUUAUGUUUCUAGUUAUAUACGAAUUAGGACAAGAAAGGAAGCAAAUCUGUUUACUAAACAACAAGUGCUAUGAGCCGCGUAAUGACAAAACCAAUAUAAUGCGUUUGCGACCAGCAUGGAUCCAGACCAGCCUGCGCAUCCGCGCAUCCUGAUCAGGAUCCAUGCUGUUCGCUUACAAACCCUAUUACAAGUAGAGAAACUGAAAGCGAACAGCAUGGAUCCUGAUCAGACUGCGCGGAUGCGCAGGCUGGUCUGGAUCCAUGCUGGUCGCAAACCCACUAUGUUGGUUUUGUCGUGACGCGGCUCAUAUUAUACAGUAUGAAAUGUUUUCGUUUUGACAUUCUUUUAUAACAUAAAACUGUUUCAUGUUUAUAUGUUAGAUAACUUGUGUCAUUAUUGUAUUUAGCUUAAGAUAGUGCAAUAAAACACUUGAUUUAUUAUAAUUCCUAAUUUCCCUGCAUUAUUUAUUUUUGCUUCCUGAUAUUGUUUUAAAAUUGUAUUAUAAUUUAUGUUUAUUAGAAAACUUAUGCUUAUAUUUUUAAUUUUUUUAAACAUUUUAAUCAUAUAACAUUUACACAUAUUUUUUUCUUAUAGGAAAACAAAACAAAACAAACAAUUAUACCAAAGGAAAUCACAUUUUUUAAUCAAGAACUUUACAAAUUAUUUUGAUUAUCUAAAUAAGAACAGACUAUGUACGUCUAACAUAUACUAUUUCAUCCAAAAUAAUGACCACAAUUAGCUAAUGGUUUCUUUUAACAUCACAAAGUUUCUGCUGGUCAGAAAAUUUCAAUUUUGAAUGUGACAUGCGCUAUUUCAAUAAUUCAGUUAUUUAUUUUAUUAGUGAUACUGACAUAUCACAUUGUAUUCAUCCUAUAUAUAGGCAUAGUAGUUACGUUUACACUUUAUUCACAUGUAGUUCCCGUGGGUUCCGACAAUGAUCGUAUAAUGUUCUUUAUAAUGAUAACUAAAAUUUCCAACUUUUAUUUGAUUUAGAACUAGUUUCUUGUCAUUCAAUGUACAUUAUGAAUAAGUCUUACAAAUUGUUGUAUGUUAAUCGGGACAGAAAUGUUAAUUUUGAAUAUUUAUGUUUCUUUGGGGUAAGAAUGUCGGAUUGGAUUGAGAUGGGUACCCAAAUGAUCACUACACAUAUACCAAGGAGGGCAUUAUUAAACUUGUCAGUCAAAUUGAAAAAGAAAAUCACCAGUCAUUUAGGUUCAGGAAAAUAUUUGAUAAUUGUAUCCAAUAAUUUCAUACAAAUAUAUUUUUACUUUUAAAUUGAUUUAACAAGAUAUUUUUAAAUUUCCGUAUUAUCAAAGACAAUAUCAAUAUGUCAUUUGAAUGAGUGAUCUAAAUUGUAAUGUGCGCGUUAUGUAGCAUAAUUGAGUUACCCCCAGCCUUUAUUGUCCUUUAUGUAAAUAAAUCUGUUGAUUUAUUGUGUGUGUUUUUUUCUGCCCAUUUAUGUAUUAUAGAGGUGAAAUGCAUUCCAUACAAUACAUAUCUUUUCAAAGAGUGCUGAUAUAUAUAUGAUUCAUAAAUGCAUUAAAGUAUGGUGUUGUUUGAAACAUAUUAUUUAUGAAAUGUUAUAAAUUAUUAUGUUUGUUGUUUGUGAAUACGGAAAUAAAGUCUAACCAUUUUU
Ruditapes philippinarum (Manila clam) is the source of this 2568-nucleotide messenger RNA. RefSeq lists its product as uncharacterized. NCBI's taxonomy places the organism in Eukaryota, Metazoa, Mollusca, Bivalvia, Venerida, Veneridae. The coding region runs from base 1 to 417 and encodes 138 amino acids. The record is from RefSeq and is a predicted model, not a curated record. The transcript is spliced from 5 exons.